AUGCUACCGCUCACGGUGCGACGCGUAGCCUCCUCGGCUGCCGCCCAGUCAUCGUUAUUUACGCACGCGCCGAAAGCCGCCGCAUCCCUUACCACCACCCAACGUAAAGGGCCUCUCCACCAGCGAAGAUAUUCUUCCUCGAAACCGAGCAGCCCUAAGAACCGCUCGAACGGAUCCAAAGGUCUCCCUGCCGGGGAGACUGUGUCGGCCUCCGCGUCGUCCAAUGAAGUGAAAACUCCUUCUGAGAAGAGGAAACGCAAGAGCAAAGUCAACGAUGAGGCCAAUGACCCUUUCCACGGGUUCCCAAGCGUUCCCAGCACGCAACAUCUCUCCCAAGAAGCUUUGGGACUCUCCAGUUUCUUCUCCAUGCACCGCCCGAUCUCCAUUACCCACAGCCUACCGCGAACUGUGAGCGAUGAGGCCUUUGCCGAGAUCUUUACAGCAAAGACUACCGCCAACAAAACGAGCGAUGUCAUCUCCACUCUCUCACGAGCCGUCGAUGACCUCGAGGGGCCAAUGGCGAAAAUGACCAUCUCUAGGGAUGGUCAUGCCGAACAAGCCGGCGAUGGAAUGCAGAAGAUCGAUGUUAGGCAUGCUGAUGGUCGGGAAUCGAGCAUCUUCGUCCAGGUCAAAAGCAUGACUGGCCAAUUCCUUCCCUUCCAACCUCCGCCGAUCCCGGAGCCUCAGGCCAACGGUGAAGUUCUCGGCUCUUCGGCCUCUGCCGAGGCUGACGUCGACCUCUCCCCCCAACAUCGAGUCUAUCGCGCCAUGUUUACCAUCGAAGAAACUCUGGAUGCUGACGGCCAGGUCCACGUCCUGGCCCACAGCCCCAAAAUCCUCAACGACGAACCCGGUACCCGAUACAUUGACCGCCUGCGAAGGCUUAGGUAUGAGGACGCUCUGCGCAGGAGGGAAGGCUUCCAUGCCAUUAGCGUCAAGAAGCGAAGAAAGCUUAAGAUGAAGAAGAAGAAGUUCAAGAAGAAGCUAAAGGCUUCGAGGAAGCUCAGGGAAAGGCUACACAAGAUUUAA
This is a messenger RNA of Scedosporium apiospermum, 1029 nucleotides long. Its product is annotated as Duf1713 domain-containing protein. The transcript is spliced from 2 exons. Gene Ontology annotation, cellular component: mitochondrion. The record is from RefSeq and is a predicted model, not a curated record. NCBI's taxonomy places the organism in Eukaryota, Fungi, Ascomycota, Sordariomycetes, Microascales, Microascaceae. Gene Ontology annotation, biological process: mRNA processing. The coding region runs from base 1 to 1029 and encodes 342 amino acids.